Molecule: messenger RNA, 3072 nt
Organism: Clupea harengus (Atlantic herring)
Lineage: Eukaryota; Metazoa; Chordata; Actinopteri; Clupeiformes; Clupeidae
Gene: mfn1a
Product: mitofusin 1a
Biological process (GO): mitochondrion localization; mitochondrial fusion
Cellular component (GO): mitochondrial outer membrane
Molecular function (GO): GTP binding; GTPase activity
Source: RefSeq, a predicted model, not a curated record
AUACACUGCAGACUGUCUGAGCAUGUAGAUAUGAAAAGAACACAUCUAACAUUUCACCCUCAGGUCCAUCCACUAUUUGUGUGUCAAGGGUUUGUGUAGGUAUGGUCAGAAUACACAUAGAAAUUGUGGUGUGAACUAUAUUCAGCAGGGAUACAAUAUAUUAUACAAUAAAUUAUAUAAUAUACCACAUAAAUAUACCUCUGAAAAAACAUACCAUAUAUUCAGGCUUGCAUAUAGUAUGUGUUUUCUAUAUCAGAAAGCAAACACUUUACCCAUUUGGGGUUGUGAUGUUAUCUAAGUGAUAUUUAUUUAUAGGUGUUAGAGGAUGGAAAGGAGGAGCAACAGGCAGCCAGCUGGUGGGUUAAAACCUGAAUAAGAGGAUUGCAGGUUCCUACUGCUAGACUCACACCACACACUCCUUAGAAGGUAGAGGUUCGGUGCCAGCUCACACACACACACACACACACACACACACACACACACACACACACACACACACACACACACACACCCAGGGGAUUGACUGCACACCUCAGUGAGUCUGAAGAAGAAGGGAGAGAGAGGGGGUGAGAGAAAGAGAGGGGGUAGGGAGAGAGACAGACUUCUCUAGAGCUGGAACUUGUUAUGGAAAACACUGGAAGGAUAAGUGCAAGUGGCAAUGAACUGUGAGAGCUUAUGCUGAUACAGGAAAAAAAAAAAAAUUGGACGCUUCCCACUUAAUUUCUUCACUGCAGCGCACAAACAUGGACCAAGAAGACAUAUCCCCCCUGAAGCAUUUUGUAGUAGCCAAGAGGACAAUCAGUACUAUAUUUGACCAGCUGCAAGAGUUUGUUAGAGAAGGCUCUGGGUUUGUGGAGGAGACAUGGCACAGCGAGGACCUGGAGCAGGUGGCCGUGGAGGAUCAGUAUGUGCAGAUGCAGGCCUGCGCGAGGAAGCUGGCCAUCAUUAGGGAGGUGCUGGGCCGCAGGCACAUGAAAGUGGCUUUCUUUGGCAGAACGAGUAACGGCAAGAGUACGGUGAUCAACGCCAUGCUGCGGGAGCGGGUGCUGCCCAGUAGCAUCGGCCACACCACCAACUGCUUCCUGAGCGUGGAGGGCACGGAUGGUGACAUGGCCUACCUCACGACCGAGGGCUUCGAUGAGAGGCGGAGCAUUGAGACGGUGAAUCAGCUUGCCCAUGCCCUGCAUAUGGACCCCAGUCUGGACUCAGGCUGCCUGGUCCGAAUGUUCUGGCCCAAGACCAAGUGUGCCCUGCUGAGAGAUGACCUGGUGCUGAUGGACAGCCCAGGCAUCGAUGUCACCUCUGAGCUCGACAGCUGGAUCGACAAGUUCUGUCUGGACGCUGAUGUCUUCGUGCUGGUGGCCAACGCCGAGUCCACCCUGAUGAACACGGAGAAGCACUUUUUCCACAGAGUGAGUGAGAGGAUAUCGAAGCCCAACAUCUUCAUCCUGAAUAACCGCUGGGACGUCUCAGUGUCGGAGCCAGAGUUCUUGGAAGAUGUGCGGAAGCAGCACAUGGAUCGCUGUGUUAGUUUCCUGAUGGACGAGCUGAGGGUGGUGGACGCUCGGCAGGCUCCCAAGCGUAUCUUCUUUGUGUCCGCUAAGGAGGUCCUGAGCUCCAGGGUGCACCGAGCCCAGGGCAUGCCAGAGACAGGUGGUGCCCUAGCGGAAGGAUUCCAGGAAAGACUCAGGGAGUUCCAGAGUUUCGAGAGAACGUUUGAGGAGUUCAUUUCACAGUCGGCAGUGAAGACUAAGUUUGAGCAGCACACCAUCCGAGGCUGGCAGAUCACAGAAUCCGUCAAGGCCAUCAUGGACGCCAUCAACAUUGCCUCGGCAGAGAAGAAGGUGCUCUCUCUGGAGGAGCGCGAGUCUCUCAUGGACCGGCUGGAGUUUGUGCGCAAUCAGCUUAACGUGCUGACCGAGGAUGUCAAGGAAAAGAUCAAGGCCACCGCUGAUGAAGUGGCCGCCAAGGUGACCGCUGCCAUGCUUGAGGAGAUCAAGGGUCUGUCUGCUCUGGUGGAUGAAUUCUGCUCGGACUUCAGCCCGGCCCCUAAUGCCUUAGCUCUCUACAAAUCAAAACUGCAGGCGUAUGUGGAGGAGAGGAUGGGGAAGAACCUGGUCUCCCGCUGCUCCAGCAGUAUCAGUGGCUACAUGCAGUCCUCACAGAGAGACAUUAUGGACAGCUUACGUCCUCUGCUGCCCCCUACUGCCAGGGGCAACCUGCACCUCCACCUCCCCAGCCACAGGUUUGAGGUCUCCUACGACCUCAAGUUCACCACCCUCUGCACAGACUUCCAGGGCAAUGUCGAGUUCCAGUUCUCCUUGGGAUGGACGGCCUUGGUCAACCGCUUCUUAGGGCCAGCAAACACCAAGCGUGCUGUGAUACUGCUGGACGAGAGCAUUCAGGCAGCUGGAUUUGCUACAACUCCCAUGGACCCCGAGAGCCAAGAGGACCUUGCCAUCUCCAUGGCGACCAAAAUGGCAUCUUAUACCUCCAGAGCCUCUAUGGGUGUGGUGGUCAUUGGUGGAGUGGUGUGGCGCUGUCUAGGCUGGAGGGUUAUUGUGUUGUCCGUGAGCCUCUUCGGCCUGCUGUACCUGUAUGAGAGGCUCACCUGGACCAACGGCUCCAGAGAGAGGGCCCUGAAGCAGCAGUUUGUGGACUUUGCCACCCAGCGGCUUUUGGCCAUCACCCCCAUCACCAGUACCCACUGCAGCCAGCAGGUCCACCAGGAGAUGGUGGCCACGUUCAGCCGCCUCAGCCAGCAGGUGGACAAGAGUGAAGGUGAGCUGGAGACAGACAUCUGGCGGCUGAACUCCAGGAUCCAGCGGCUGGAGGGGGUGCAGAAGCACUCCAAAACCCUCAGGCACAAAGCAACUGAUUUGGAGAGACAGCUAGAAAUCUUCACCUCACAGUAUCUGCAUGCCACACCCUGAGGUCAGGAGACUUCCAGAAGCUUGGGUCAAGUAAAUAAUUCAUUCUACAUAUUUAAAACUGCGGUGGAGAAAAGAGGAUAAAAGCCAUGAUGGUGCUACUGACUCCAUGCAGUUCUCAUCUGACACCGAUCUCCAUGUG